Dunckerocampus dactyliophorus (ringed pipefish) is the source of this 8945-nucleotide messenger RNA. RefSeq names its product bromodomain-containing protein 4-like. Gene Ontology annotation, cellular component: chromatin; nucleus. The coding region runs from base 3012 to 7145 and encodes 1377 amino acids. Gene Ontology annotation, biological process: positive regulation of transcription elongation by RNA polymerase II; chromatin remodeling. The transcript is spliced from 21 exons. The record is from RefSeq and is a predicted model, not a curated record. Lineage: Eukaryota; Metazoa; Chordata; Actinopteri; Syngnathiformes; Syngnathidae.
AAGGCCGCGGUGGUCUCAAUAAUGCCUUUAACGGGUUCCAUCGGCGGUAUUAUUUCGCGCGCUGUCAGAGUGCGCCUCGGCAUGAGCUGUCUUCGCGGGCCUUGCACCGGUUCGGCCACACGAGAUGGUUGUCUCUUUUAAAGCUAAAGCAACAUGGCGUUAUUGCGCAUGUAUUUUAUCAUCGCUUACAUCGCUUCAACCCUGCGUUAAGGUCGUCUUGGUGGCGUUUGUCACUGCGUGCUGUCAGUGUGCAUGUUAGCCGCAGCUAGUGCUAAAAGCAGCUAGCUUGCUCGGCUGUUUGUUUGUAGCGUCUCUUACCCCCCUUCUAGUAGGCCGUAUUCGUGACAUAAUUUACGUACUCCAGACAGCGUAGCCGAGCAGCGAUGGCGCAUGGGAACCGUGCGGAACGUGUCGUACUUGUUUUCGGGAAUACUAAACCUGGUCCUGGUUCGUAUUCUGAAAGGUCGUUUACGUCCAGAGUUGACACUUGCUGAAGAAACAUGGCGACGUUCUGUCGUAGAAGGUUAGCAAGGCAAUAGGUGUAUCAGUUGGAAUGUCGUUUCUUUGUCGUCCUUUUGCUGCUUGUUGGCUUACACAACUUAUUUACGUGAUACUAACCCCUUUCAAAUUCCCACACUGGUUGUUUUAGGACACAUGACACGUAAUGGAACAAUAGCUCCUGGGCUAACAUUUGCUACGACGGGUACAUUAGCUUUCAGUUAACGUGUCUUUGAUGUAUCCUCUGUAAAUAACGUCAUAAAGGGUGUCAAAUAACAGCACAUCAGCAGCUCAAAUCAACACGUUGUCAAGAUUGGUUUACCAUGGACAGUGGUGUCCAAAUUCUGGCAUGGGGGUCAUUUUUGACCCACAGCUACCUGCUUUCUGGCGUCCAGACAGUUGAAAGACUGCUUUGGCUACGAAAUGACUCUACAUCAGCUUCACAUUCUAUUCUGUGGGAGCAAUGUCAUUGCCUCCAAUGGGGGCACAACAAAAAGGGAGAUGAGCGUGAGCCCCACAGUUAACUAACGUAUUUAUGGUGUCGUCCUUCCAGAGACCCUCCCAUUAAUCCGGGCUUGGGACUGACACAAAACGUCUCCAAUGGCUCAUGUAUGCAGCGUGUGACACUAGACCGCCACUGAUUCAUGUAUUUGUGAAUUUUGUUAAAUGGAGCCCCAUUUACUCUGUUUCACUUGAAAAUGAACUAUUGAUUAUUUUGGUAUUUGUCUGAUUUCAGCCUCUCAAAUGUGAAUAUUUUUUAAUUUCCAUAGUCAUACAUAAAAGCGGACCUAUUAUCUUUAUCUAGUCGCCAAAACAAGAUAUUCACACACAUAAGAUUUGACUUUGGAUAACAGUAUUCAAUAUUUUUGCCUCUUUUCUGAUAUGUGGCUGACCAAACCACUAACUGUUUGUGUUUGGUUCAUAUUGAUUUGGUUAUUUGAAAGAAAAUAAUUGUCAGUUGCAGCCCUGGUUAGAUGACAGCACUUGUACUUGGAUGUUACCAUAACACUCCUUUAACCCAUUAAUAGUAUGGUAAAAUCAUGUAGAUUUUUGAUAGUUUGUAGUAUUUGUAAUCAUUGUUGACUUACCUGUUUGUUUCCAGUGUGUAUGCAUCCUCUCAGCUGAAAUAUAGGCUUUUCCUUGAAGUACAGUCGUCCCCCGUUUAUUGCGGUUAAUUGGUUCCAGACCCGGCCAAGUAAACACCUGCAGCUGACAAGGCUAAUUAUAUUCUUCCAUUGCAGAGUGUAGUGCUUCAGGACACUUGUUAGGUGUACAGUCCUCCCUCGUUUAUUGCGGUUUAGUGAUUCCAGACUCAACUGCGACAAAGUAAAUUCCCGUGAAGUACGUUUCAAUAUUAAUAAAUUGAAUAUUUUCGUAGUGAUGACAUAGUAACUGUUUACAAUCCUGUAAAACAUUACCUUAGAGCUCUCUCGACAUGAAAUAACACCCAUAUAGUCACUUUUAUAUUUAUAUUACCCAAUAUAGUAGAUAUAUUCAGAGAAAAUAAGACACAUGAGAGAUAAAUAAGAUAAGACUCUCAUGUGAGCAGUUUAUUUUUUUCUAGACAGCGUACAUUCUGUGUUGGCUAUUGUCUCAUCAAUUUAUUGUAAUUGCAGCAUUAAAUGGCUUAUUACAGUCAUAUUACCCAAUAUAGUAUACAUAAUAAGAGUAAAUAAGCCAUUUCCGAUAUAAAUAAAAUUACUACUCGUGUGUGUCACAGUAAAUGUCUUCCCUAGGGGACAUUGGUGGCGGGCGGACAGAUAUGUGGGGGGACAGGAAGUGACAUCAAAGGUUCAGAGUUGAGUUUUUGAUUUUCGUGGGUUAUGGCCCUAACAGUAGCCUGUGUUAUUAUGAUUAUUAUUUUGUUAUUUUUGUGCCUGUUGUGUGAUAGUUGAAACCUGCUUCAGGCGAUCACAGCUGCUGGUUUUCUCACCGAACAAUGACUGAUACCUAAUGUCCAAUAUAGAAUGCUACAUUCACAAUCAGAAUGCUUCUUCUGCCUAAUAGUUUGUCAAUAGUUUGUUAGUUAAUUUAGCCAUUUUUCACGAAACAGCGAUCAUUUCUUUUUGAAAACCGCAAUAGAGUGAGGGUGGGAUGUUAGAACUGCGUUAUAGAAAGGGACAACUGUAUAUUUACCUGUUUAGCAUGUCUUGAACUACUUUGGAUUGGCUUUGAGUCCUGUUUGUCAGACGUAUACUGUACAUUCUUACAGGAGUUAGAACUAGUCAGAGUUCAGGUAGAACGCAGCACAGCGCCUUGUAGGCUGCCUUGAGCCAAGGGUGACAAGGCACACUUGUCAGUCACUCUUGUGGUUUUCACCUCAGAGAGUGUGUCGGUGCCUCCUCGAAUACGACAUGAACGCACAAGAGAAUUAAGUAACGGCGGAAACGACAACAAACAUAGAGUCAAGUGAGGAGUGGAAUGGCCUGAGGGGGAUCCCCCCGGUCCCACCUGCCCCCGCCAGGUCCAAUCUGCCUACAUCAACUGCUCGGCCACUGCAAACCACCACUGUGAUGGGGGACGGACUGGAACCAGGCAGCAGCCACAUCCCUCCUUCUGCUCAGCAGCCUCUCCCUUUCAACCCUGCACCCCCUGAAACAUCAGAUUCUUCUAGACCCAAACGACAGACCAACCAGCUCCAGUACCUGCUCAAAGUGGUGUUGAAGACAUUAUGGAAACACCAAUUCGCAUGGCCCUUUCAAGCUCCCGUAGAUGCCAUCAAACUCAAUUUACCUGACUACUAUAAAAUCAUCAAAACCCCCAUGGAUAUGGGCACCAUAAAGAAGCGCCUGGAGAACCACUUCUACAAAAAUGCCCAGGAGUGUAUUCAUGACUUCAACACAAUGUUCACCAAUUGCUACAUCUACAACAAGCCUGCCGAUGAUAUCGUGUUAAUGGCCAAGGCCUUGGAGAAACUCUUUCUCCAGAAGAUCACAGAGAUGCCACAGGAGGAGACUGAGAUUGCAGUGGUCUCGAAGGGACGCCGUGGCAUAAAACGGGAGCCAGCUCUGAUCACUAUGUCCGAAUCAGGCCAGGACUUAUUAUCGCCCUCCACCACCCCACAUACACGAGGCUUCUCAUCCCCUUCAACUUUCCCACAGACCCAUCACUCUCCAACCCCUCCUACUCUGGCCCAGCCCCCACGUGUGCCUCCUACACCCACGGCUCACGCACCCCAUCUCGGACCCCCAUACCCUCUCUCAACUGCAGGCGUCCAGGGCAUGACCUCUGUCCCACCUCCGGCCAUCACACACUCAGGCCUCCAUCCAGGCCAGAUACUGCAAAGCCCUGCUCUCAUCAAGCAAAGGAAGAGCCAGAAGAGGAAAGCAGACACCACCACGCCCACAGCCAACGACCAGCUCAGUGAAUCGUCACCCAUCUCGAUAGAGACUCGACCGCGUCGAGAGAGUAUUCGCCCGUCAAAGCCGCCCAAGCGAGACUCGUUGCAGCCAGACUCCCAGCACCACCCUGGCGGUGUGCUGGAGAUGGGAGGCAUGUUGACGCCCAAGCGGCAGGAUCAGUUACAUUCCUGCGCCCUCCUCGUCAAAGAGAUGCUGUCCAAGAAGCACUUUGCCUAUGCCUGGCCCUUCUACUUGCCUGUUGACGCAAAAGCUCUUGGCCUUCAUGACUACCACGACAUCAUCAAGCACCCAAUGGACCUCAGCACCAUCAAGAAAAAACUGGACAAUUGGCAGUACAGAGAUGCUCAAGAAUUUGCAGCGGACGUGCGGUUGAUGUUCUCCAACUGUUACAAGUAUAAUCCACCAGGCCAUGAUGUGGUUGCCAUGGCACGCAAACUACAGGAGGUCUUUGAGAUGCGUUUUGCCAAGAUGCCCGACGAGCCAGAGGAGCCAACUCCCGUUCCCACGCCGUCAUCUGCCCUCCACCCUGCCCUCUCCACUCGGCAGGUACCGCCUCCUCCUGUUGUCUCGGAAGAUGACAGCUCCAGUUUGUCCGAAUCUGAGUCCUCGGGGGCAGACUCUGAUCAAGAGAGGCAGCAGCGACUGGCUGUGCUACAGGAACAGCUCAAGGCUGUCCACGAGCAGCUGGCCGCGCUUUCUCAGCCUCAGGUCAGCAAGCCCAAGAAGAAAGAGCGUGACAAGAAGGAGAAGAAGAAGGAAAAGCACAAGAAGAAGAUGGGAGUGGAGGAGCCCACUGAGACUGCCCUGCUUCAGAUUUCCAAGAAGAGCAAAAGCAGCAAAGACCCACUUGUUGCAAAGAAGGAGAGGAAGAAGCCUGGUAAAAAAGAAGGCAUCAAAAACAGUCGUCCUGCUGUGCCCCCUCAGACUGGGCCCACCCCUCUUGUCCCCUCAGCCUCCCUCGAAGUAGAAGAUGACAUGGAUUUGUUUGGGGGAGCGGCUGCUGUCGGUGGCAAGCCCAUGUCAUACGAAGAGAAGCGCCAGCUAAGCCUGGACAUCAACAAGUUGCCGGGGGACAAGCUGGGCCGUGUCGUGCACAUAAUCCAAACGCGGGAGCCCUCCAUGAAGAAUUCCAACCCGGAUGAGAUUGAGAUCGACUUUGAGACGCUCAAGCCCUCCACGCUCCGAGAGCUGGAGAAGUACGUCUCCAGCUGCCUCAAGAGGAAGAAGAAGUCAUCAGUAGAAAAGCCUCUGGAAAUGACAAAUGCCACAAAGUUGAAGACAGGAUCUUCAUCCUCAGGCACCAGUGACUCCUCUGAUAGUGAAGACUCUGACAAUGGGCUGGUUCCCAAGCAGCAGAAGACCCUGUCAAACAAGGACACCAAGAGGCCGCAACAGCAGUCUGUCGCCAGUGUUGGCCCCGCCGCACCGCAGCCUCAAGUGGCCCAGACCAAACUGCCAUUCAUCCCUCCUUCCCAUGUCCCAGUCUCUGUCCCUUCUCUGGAAUCAUCACAGUUGCUGAGCGCCGGAUUUGACCCUUUGGCCCACUUUAUGAACCCUCACCUGACUCAGCCAAACACUGAGCCCAGUCCCGUCAUUCCUUCUUCUUGCGCACCCCUCAACACUGGCCUCCUCAACGUAAACACGCCUACUGGUCCGACAUCCACUGAGCCGCACCCGUUUUUAAAUCAGCAUCCCAUCCUACCCUCACCGGCCAUUCACAACGCUCUCCCCCAGCAACCAUCAAGACCUAGCAACCAUGCCGCACCCCUUCCUCCUAAGAACUCUCAGCCACUCCCAUCCUCACUUCCCCCUUUGCCUGUGUCCGCACCUCAGCUUCCUCUCCCACUCCCUCUCCCGCUUCCCCAGCCCGUUCCACGCCCCCGCGUACCUUCACCACCGUCGCACGGUAUAUUGGGAACCCUCUCUGCUCAACCUCCGCAAGCCCUGCUGGAGGACGACGAAGAGCAGACGCCCACCAACGCCGAAACGCCACCCCUCAGCCAGGUUCAAACCUUCCUGCAGUCGGUCCAACCGCGGACAUCCACGCAGAGCCAGCCACUGCAUGCUCACUCGCCCGUGCAAAGUGCCCCGCAUCUAGUGCCCUCAAUGCACACGCAAACUGUGAUGUCAUCCACCCCUGCGACGUUGCAGCGGCACAGCUCGGGUCACGCUCACGUGCAGCAUUCGUUCCCACAUGCUCUUGCCACGGCGGUUCAGCAACAGAAGGGGGCGACCCUCCAGCAGAAGCUACAGCAGCUGCAGCCCUCGCCACGCAUCAAGGGCGAGCCUUUUUCUACAGGUUGCCUGCGUGACAGCCCCUCGCCGCUGAUGAUGCACUCUCCCCUGAUGCCUCACUUCCAGACGACAGGACUACAGUCUCCCUCACAGAUCAAGAAAAAUGAUCAGCGGUCUAACUUGGUGGGGGUCAAAGAGGAGAAACCCUCCCACUCGCCAGUGCUGCCCCCAUCCCCAUUCAGCCCUGCCAUGCGGCUGGACACACACAAAAUUGACAGCAAACACAGAUUAGACGUGAAGUCAUUGGAUGGUUCUCGCUCUGGUUCCCGCCUUCCUGACUCCCUGGUGCAGCCCUGCAAUCAGCAGGACACUAAAGUCAAGCAGGAGCCCAAAACACCUGUCGGCCCCAAGAGGACACCGGAUGUCAAGUUAAAGAACAUGGGCUCUUGGGCGAGCUUGGCCCAGAGGUCUCAGUCCACGACGGCGUCGGCAGUCCGCUCCUCCAGCGACAGCUUCGAGCAGUUCAGGCGUGCCGCCAGGGAGAAGGAGGAGAGGGAGAGGCAGCUAAAGGCUCAGGCGGAGCAGGCCAGGAGGGAGCAGGAGAAGCUGCGGUUAGCCACCACAGGACACGUUCAUGUCUCAUGUUAUUUCUACAUCAAGUCAGCAUGCAUGUUUGUCCUUUGUAGCCGCGACGAUGAUGACUCUGUGGAGCAUGCUCGCCGUACACAGGAAGAUGCCCGCCGCCGCCAUGAGCAGCAUCAUCAGCAGCAGCAGCAUCAUCAACAGCAGCAGCAUCAACAGCAGCAGCAAUCACCACUUGCGGCUACUCCUCCGGCUUCUACGCCGCCCACUCACUCCCCACAAGCUCCACCCAUCCAGCCUCCAGUCCAGCCUCCAACUUCCUCAGCCGCACAGAAUGCCCUUGACCAGCAGAGGGAGAUGGCGCGCCGACGCGAGCAAGAGAGGCGCAGGAGGGAGGCGAUGGCUGACACAAUUGACAUUAACUUCCAGAGUGACCUGAUGGCCAGUUUUGAAGAGAAUCUCUUCUAAGAGCUGAUGGAAGUGCCAGAAGGACCUACACACACACACAAACACACGGUGUGCUAACAUAGACGGCUCACAGAAACAUCCAUAUAUGGACUACAUAGUACCUGUCCCUUUUCUCACAGCUGGCUUGUGUCAUGUGACAGGGGGCGGCAUGUUAUAAUGAAUGAAGCGUCUUUUCCUUCAAGCGCAGAUACGUUUUGGUGUCUGGCACAAUGUUUAUAGUUGUUGGCUGUCCACAGACGACACGUUAAAAAAAAAAAAGGCAGAGUUAAACAUUAAUCUAAGAAAUUAAGAACACAAGCAAAUGUUGAUCCCUCUCUUUUAAAUGGUGUUAUUCCAACACGGAGUUUAGCUGCUGUCCACAUUGGCUUGUUUUCUCAGGACACACAGCGGAAAGCAACACUUUACAAAGACACCCCUUCUUGUGUUCUCCCCGUCGUCUAACCCUUCUUGCACGAGUUCACUUGAAACAAGACCAAGUUAUGGCGCUUAAAAAAAGGAAAAAAAAAGUCCGAGUGUGUCCUCUCUGCCUUAGCGCUCUGGCCUGUAUUCUCUAUGAUCACACCCUGCAAAUUAUACAUAUUAUAUAUAAAUAGAUACAUGAAUAUAUAUUCUAUACAAGGACAAGUCAACGCUGAAGAGAGGAAUUUGGUUUGUGUGGCGGUCUGUGUCGAUCUCUUUGAGCUUUUGGUUUUUGGAUUUUGUAGAAUUUACUGUAAAGAAGAAAACUUUUUUUUAUGAUUCUAUUGAGGAUUUUUUUUUUGUCUCUCUCUUAUUUCCCCCCCUCAACUCUAUGCCAAAACUGUUGAGUGCUCAAAGUCCAUUCACAUUUUUUUCCCACUUUAAAUGACAUGAUGUUUUUAUUGCUAUUUAAUUCCCUCCACCUUUGUCCUCUUUUUAAAUCAUCAUUCUGGUAUUAUGGACGCCAUGACUUUUCUAUCCGCAUCUAUACACCCGCUUUGAUUUGCAAGUAUUACUUUGCGUCAAGCUGUACAUGUUUUAAGGCAUUUAGCCACCUUCAUCAUCAUCUUAACACCUCCUGCAGAGUGUGUGUACAUUUGUCACACUUUCUUGUAUAUUUUUCUUUAUAUUGUGGGACAUUGGUUGUGACUUUGCUCCGUGUACACUGGCCCACAGAUCCAUGAGUGUCUUUUAGUUGACGCCACCUUUCCCUCGUACCCCUUUUCUUAUUAUGUUUGGGCUUUUUAUUUUGUUUCUUCUUCCUUCUUAAGCUCCUUUUUCCUCUUGAUUCAUUUUAUCCAGAACAACCUUGUUGGUAUGUUGACAAGUGAGGCAUUGAGGUCAAUAGAUUCAUCUUCAGAUUAUGGACAUGUUUUUUUUUUGUUUUUUUUUAAAGAAAAGUAUUAAAAUAUUAUUUAAAAAACUUUAACCAUAGCGUAUUUGCUGUUUUAUUUUGUAUCUUCAUUAACUGACAAGACUGGUAAUGGAGUGGUGACAUUCAACCAAAAGGGGGCGCCCUAGUGAAAAGUCAAAUGGCUUCAUUUCUGUCAUAAGAUGUAUUGAAAAAUCAACCUGUACAAAGCUACUAUGAACGAGAUAUUAAUUUAAAUACAUUUAUUAUUGUGGUUGCCAGUAUGAUGCAGUGAAGUUGCAUACCGCUGUAAACUACUACCACAAUAAUAAACAAACUGUACUUACCUUACAACUGAACAUAGUUAAAAUUUUAACAUAACUGAAGUAAUACUAUUUUUCCUGGGCUUUAAUUAAAGUCUCCCAGAGACCCUGUAAAAGAUGCCAUAUAUCACAUACAAAUAAAGUUACAUUAAGGAGUGGGACAUCACA